GAUGACCACCAUGUCUCCGCACUCGUUUUGCUACCAAGCAUAUACUCCGGGCAGCGGGACAGCCUGGAAACACUACAGUGUAGCAGAGUUUCGAUACAAGACAGCGGCUUCUCAUCAAAUAUAGACGGCAUAGUGGUCCGAGCGUGGGUUCGUUGCAAAGGGUCCUCCGCCAGCUACGUAUCACAAAGACACGCACUACUAUAUACUCAGCACAAGCCCCUUUUAGCAAAUAACACACGACUCUUAGUCUGCAUGAAGUAGCGCAAGCCAAUAUAUAAUGGCGUCCCUUUCUUACACAGUCGUCCUCUCGUUAUCGCCUUAUACAGUGGUUGCUACGGUACUGCGUAGUAGACGCUGUCAGAUUAGACGUCCUCUUCUUCUCACAAUAAGACGCACAUCAGCGCUUGACAAUUCCUCAUGGCCUCGACUUUUCACCCCAUUCGAUUUGGCUUUAAAGCCACAAUCAUUUCUUCCUUUUUAGUACUGGGACAUACAUUGUUGGUUGCCUCUGCUCAUAACUCUACAGUGAAUUCCGCUAAUCCUGCUCUACCUGGGGCGCUAUCCAGUCUCUCUGCUCUCAUCUUCCUCACUCUUCUUUGGCAAUGUUUCACCUUGUUAGAAAGUUCAGACCUGAACACGUACUAUUCUUUCUUCUUUGAUGGAGUAGUUCGUCAGGACAAGGGAGUUCUGUUUGGCUUGACGUUCGUGGAGACAGUGUGUGGGCUCCUAGCGCUUAUUGCGUGGUUUGUGCUGCGUGAAGAGGCAGAAAUUGUCUUGACAGCUUUUUCAGAUAUACAGGAAAGCGCACUGAUUAGCUUGACAUACAAUCUUGGCACGUACGCUCUUCUUUUUCUCAACAUCUACACUAUGCUGUCAAUGGGGAUGCACGUACGAAAGACGGGAGUGGGAGAACUGAUGACCAAAAACUUCUGGUUAGGUCGGAUGAGCUGGUGGGAAGGAAGAAUCGAGAUUGAACAUGAUGAAUUUGAAAAAGCGUAAUGAUGUAUAUCGUCCAUUUAUUUUUUCGGUACUUCUUCAUAGGCAAUAAUUUAUCAUACAAGACAUCCAUGCUUAUACACCCCCUCA
Messenger RNA from Cryptococcus deneoformans JEC21, 1086 nucleotides. RefSeq lists its product as hypothetical. The transcript is spliced from 4 exons. Bases 418 to 999 code for a protein of 193 amino acids. Lineage: Eukaryota; Fungi; Basidiomycota; Tremellomycetes; Tremellales; Cryptococcaceae. The record is from RefSeq and is a predicted model, not a curated record.